AUGCAAUUCUUGAUCGACACCGGAGCCGAUGUGUCUGUUGUCCCGAGAGGUUCCAGCUGCAGCAAUGUGAAGCACACAACGAUGAGAUUAUUCGCCGCCAAUGGUAUGCCAAUCCACGUCUAUGGUGAAGCCCUGCUGAAGGUGAAUCUCGGUCUGCGUCGCGAGUUUCUAUGGACGUUCCUGAUCGCCGACGUCACAACUGGAAUCAUCGGGGCUGAUUUCAUCUGUAAUUUCGACCUGCUGAUAGAUUUGAAACGGAAUCGCCUCAUCGAUAAUACGACUCGGCUCGAAUCACCAGGAUUUCUCGCCCAAACCUGUGAGUAUUCCAUCCGUACGUUCAGCUCAAUAUCGCCAUUCGCAGAAUUGUUGGCCGAAUAUCCGACGAUCACUCGGCUCGCACCAGCAGGCACGGUGAGCAAAUCGACAAUCGUCCACCGAAUCGAGACCACGGGCCAGCCAGUAUUCGCCAGGCCGAGAAGACUGUCGCCGGAUAAGCUGGAAGCAGCUCGCGCCGAGUUCGAACAUCUGAUGAAGCUCGGUAUUUGCAGACCAUCCAGCAGCAACUAG
Messenger RNA from Aedes albopictus (Asian tiger mosquito), 567 nucleotides. RefSeq lists its product as uncharacterized. The transcript has a single exon. Bases 1 to 567 code for a protein of 188 amino acids. NCBI's taxonomy places the organism in Eukaryota, Metazoa, Arthropoda, Insecta, Diptera, Culicidae. The record is from RefSeq and is a predicted model, not a curated record. Gene Ontology annotation, biological process: proteolysis. Gene Ontology annotation, molecular function: aspartic-type endopeptidase activity.